Messenger RNA from Microstroma glucosiphilum, 2403 nucleotides. RefSeq lists its product as hypothetical. The coding region runs from base 214 to 2229 and encodes 671 amino acids. The record is from RefSeq and is a predicted model, not a curated record. Lineage: Eukaryota; Fungi; Basidiomycota; Exobasidiomycetes; Microstromatales; Microstromataceae. Gene Ontology annotation, biological process: intracellular iron ion homeostasis. The transcript is spliced from 2 exons.
CGAUUGAUUUCAAAUCGGCAUAUACCCAACUUCGGACCCAACUACUUCCUUGUCCUCGGCUGCAAUCGACGUGCUCAUCGGCAUGCUCCUUUGUCUUCGGUACACCUGGGGCAAUGCAUCCUUAACGUAACGCCCGCAUCGUAAUCAUCCCUCCUUCUUCAUCACAUUUCUAUUUGUACGGUGGGCUACGGCAAUCACUGCCCUCCUUUCACCAUGUCUCAGCCUUCACGCCGGUUUGUCUUGGACAAUUCCGUCAUGUCAGGUCAGAAAGACUCCACUUCGAAGCUGCCUCCGAAAGUCGAGGAUGAGAUCUACGAUUUACUCGGUAUCGGCUUUGGGCCAGCCAACAUGGCCCUGGCCAUCUCCUUCACUGAGUCGGAGGAAGCGAAGCGUAGAGGGCUAAAGUACAGCUUCAUCGAGAGGCAAGCCACCUUCGCAUGGCACCCUACCUUGCUCCUCCCAGGUGCCCAGCUGCAAGUCUCGCCCUUCAAGGAUUUGGCCACGAUGAGGGAUCCCACCUCGACCUUCACAUUUGUCAACUACCUGCACAAGGUAGGCCGACUGUCUGCCUCCAUCAACCGUGAGGCCAACAUUCCCAGUCGGAGAGAGUGGAGCGCUUACCUCACUUGGUGCGCUUCUAGGCUGACUCACCUGGUCAACUACGGCGAGCAAGUCCUCAGCAUCGAGCCCAUCAGCAACUCAGGAGGCAACAAGUCUUGCAUUGACCACGCCAAUUCGCAGGCUACUGCUGCCCCCGCCGACGCUAGCGUGCGCCUGCUGCGCGUCACCUCCCGUCUGCGCUCUGGUCAGAUCGUGGUCCGUCUCACCCGCAACAUCACUGUCGGUGUCGGCGGCCGACCGACUGUGCCUCAGCAAUUCUCGCACAUCUUCCCGGAUUCACCAUGGGACACUGUCUCUCGUGUCAUCCACUCUUCUACUUUCCUGCCUUGCCUCAACGCCAUCGAACCAGAGCUCUCCGCCAUUGUGGAGCGCAGAAUCGGUCGCAGCUCGCCAGCCUCUAAGAGUAAUUGGCCGCUGAAGUUCGCCGUCAUCGGCGCUGGCCAGUCAUCGGCCGAGAUGGCCUUGCACCUACGCCGCACCUUCCCUGCAGCUUCGGUCAAGAUGAUCUUCCGCGCGUCCACCCUGGUACCCUCAGACGACUCUGCCUUUGUCAAUUCCGUCGCUUUUGAUCCUGAGCGAACAGACGCCUACUGGGCCGCUGGCGAGAAGGAGCGGAAAGAGUGGAGACAGGAGUUCAAGAGGACCAACUAUUCCGUUGUUAGGUCGGACGUGCUCAACGAGCUCUCGGAACAAAUCUACAACCAAAAGAUUGAGCUGCCACAGCUCUUCCCUGGAUCCGACGGACCCGCAGAAGGUCGACUGGAGAUCACGGCCAACACGUACGUCGAGUCAGCUGAGCUGAUCAACGAGGGCGCAGAUGAGCAUGUGCGCCUGGUCAUGAAGUCUACGAAGCUCAACGAGCCUCAAGACGUCGAAGAGUUCGACGCCGUCUUCCUCGGAACUGGCUUUGAGCGUCGCCCUGCAAGCUUUGCCUUCAUGAAGCCUUUACAGCCUCACCUUCCCAUCUUGAGCGAUCCCGAGACGAAUGCGAAGAAGCGAGCAGCUCUGGGCUUCUCCGACGACGAUGACAGUCGGACCAUGACUGGCGACGACGCCGUUGCAAAGGAGAUGGUACGACAGCGCACGCGCGGCAUCACCCGGGAUUACCGUCUUGUGGCCUGGGAGUCGGACCCUUACAAGGCCAAGCCCAUGAGCAGCUCUGUCACCUCUGCGAAAGCAGCCCUCUCUCGCCGCAACUCUGAAUUCUCCGAAGUCACCCUCGCUCAGAAUGCGGACGACGAGGCGCUGGAUGCUGGUCCUCGCUUCGAGCCCAACAUCUACUCCUUUGGUGGCAACGAGGUCACGCAUGGACUCUCCGACUCAUUAUUGAGCAUCUGUGCCUGGCGUGCGGGUGAGGUGACCGAGUCCAUCUUGAACCGAAUCGGAACGCAGCGCGCACCGACAAAGGAAGACAUGAUGCACUCGCACCACGUCGCCGAGAGGAUGAGUAUUGGUGGGGAGGACAAGAUGCCCGAAACGGAUGCAGAGGCGGCUAGGUGGCUUGGUGUGACUGAUGAGGGGGAGAAGAGCAAGACGGGCGAAGGAAAGUCAAAGAUGGGCUCGUUGCUGGAGGCUACGAGGAAUCGGUUGGCGCAGGUGUCCAUGUAGGCCCCUCAGGUGGCGCACCGAUUGUGGUGAAAGUACAGCGAACAAUCCAAAUAGACCAUGUGCAUCCCGUCAGUCUCCAUAUCUCCUUUGUCAAUCCGACCCUCUUCCUCAACGCGCGUAGAAACAGCAAUGAUAUGAUUGACCACACCCAGCGUACAGAUGAAGCAGUCUACC